AAAAAAGGGACGGCUCAGCUGAUUUGGUUUAGUUAGGGUUAGGGUUAGUUAUGAGGGCUAAUCUCAAUGACUAAAGCUGCCCUGUCUCAGUGGAAAAAUACAAAAGGGAAGUGAUAGUAUACCUUGGAUCGUUGCCAACUCUUGGUCAACUCUGACGACAUGGUGUGCACACCAAACUGACCAAUAAUUAGGUCGUAAAGGAACCAAAGGAAACCGUAGCUACUUUGUCUCUCACUCUGGAUCUGCCCAUGACAUGUUUGUGUAGAGCUCCUGCUGAAUGCCCAGCUGAAAGGAAUACUGAUCAGUUUGUUGUUGCUGGGAGCAACUCUUGGGGGAGGGGGCUUUGUGAUGGCGGGGGAAUUCCUGAAAGGGAACAGCCUCGAGACCCCUGGUCAAGAAAAUAGUCUGGUUAAAAAGACUCAGCUGUUGGAUCGUGGCCAAUGGGCAAACAAGUUGGAGUUUUUGCUGGCUGUUGCAGGAACCCUGGUUGGGCUUGGAAACCUCUGGAGGUUCCCCUAUUUGUGCUACAAAAAUGGGGGAGGCGCAUUUCUGGUUCCAUACGUCUUGUUCCUUCUUUCUUGUGGUAUCCCAAUGUUCCUCCUGGAGACGGCCAUGGGACAGUUCACAUCUCAAGGGUGCAUUACAUGCUGGAGGCACUUCUGCCCUCUUUUUGAAGGGAUUGGUUAUGCUACCCAGGUUGUGAUUGCAUACGCUGCGGUAUCAUACAUCGUCAUCCAGGCAUGGGCUUUCUUCUACCUCUUCUCAUCCUUCAGGGCUGAGGUUCCAUGGGCCAGUUGCAGGAACCCCUGGAACACAGAAACUUGUGUUGAAUUUGAUAGAAGAAACGUAUCGUCCAACUGGACAGCAGCUGCAAACGCAACAACGCCUGCGACAGAAUUCUGGGAGAGGCGAGUUCUGGGUAUAUCCGGAGGGAUUGAGGAGGUCGGUAGUCUAAGGUGGGAGUUGGCUUUGUGUCUCUUACUGGCAUGGGUCCUGUGCUACUUCUGUGUUUGGAAAGGAGUGAGAUCCACUGGAAAGGUGGUUUACUUUACAGCCACUUUCCCCUAUGUGAUGCUUAUUGUUCUAUUGGCCCGUGGACUCACUUUACCAGGAGCCAUGGACGGAUUAGCCUUCUACCUGUAUCCUGACCCGACAAGGUUGGUGGACCCUCAAGUUUGGAUGGAUGCAGGUGCACAAGUUCUUUUCUCUUUUGGGAUUUGUCAGGGGAGUUUGACAGCUCUUGGCAGUUACAAUCAGUAUAACAAUGAUUGUUACAAGGACACAUUUGUUCUGUGUUUGGUGAAUGGCGGGUCAAGUUUUGUAGCAGGGAUUGCUAUAUUCUCAGUUUUGGGUUUUAUGUCCUAUGAACAAGGACUGCCAAUAUCUGAAGUGGCUGCUUCUGGACCUGGCUUGGCUUUUAUCGCCUAUCCACGUGCAGUAGCUAUGAUGCCAUUUCCUCAGUUAUGGGCCAUAUGUUUCUUCAUCAUGGUCAUCUUGCUGGGUGCAGAUACGCAGUUUGUGAGUUUGGAGUGCCUAAUGACCUCAGUGACAGACAUGUUUCCCACUGUGUUUCGAAGAGCCUAUCGUCGAGAACUGCUGCUGCUCUUUCUCUGUUCUGUUUGCUUCUUUCUCGGCCUCCUUCUUGUCACAGAGGGAGGCCUGUACUUCCUUCAACUCUUUGACCAUUAUGUUUGCAGUGGAAACAAUCUACUACUUCUUUCAGUUUGUCAGUCAGUAGCUGUUGGAUGGAUUUAUGGAGCAGAUCAGCUCUACGACAACAUUGAAGACAUGAUAGGUUAUCGUCCAUGGCCACUCAUGAAGUAUUGCUGGCUUUACAUCACCCCCACUGUUUGUCUGGGUACCUUCAUCUUUUCAAUUGUGAAAUACAAACCUCUCAAGUUCAACAAAACCUACGUCUACCCGACUUGGGCUUAUGCUUUGGGCUGGUCUCUUGGACUGUUCUGUGUUCUACUGGUUCCUCUGUGGAUGAUCUUUAAGAUAACUCAGAUGAAAGGGACGGUGGGCCAGAACCUCAGGCAACUUUGUCGCCCUGAAAACAAGACACACAGCACAGCAAAGCAACCUGAGCAGUACCCUUUGAACCCGGAGAACACACUUGGUCCUGCUGCCAAUGAAUACAAGGCAAAUGGGGGAGCUGAGAUGGAGAUGCAAAUGUGAGAUACUUUGAUAAUGUCUUAAAUGUUACGCUUGUACCUUAAACUUAACAAGUUUUACAAGCUACAUAAUGAUAAGCAAUAUAUUUAGAAGACUUCCAGGUCCAAUAGUUUACCAUAUCAAGUCUGCGUCCAAGACAAUAAGCAAUGAGUCUUGUCUUAUGGUUGAAUGUCUCUGCUCUUCAGCUACAUAGAACACAUACCGUAUUGGAGCUUAUGAAGUUUUGAAUUUACAGUUAAAGCAAUCUUUUAAUGUUUAUGGUUAAGAUGAUUCAUGUGUCCAUGUUUCAGUGUGCCCCCUCCAUAGCCUCAUUUAUUCACCGUAGGUAAAGAAUAAAAUAUCUCUGCAUGCAUACGAUGGACCUAAAAGCAAUGAAAUUUGUGAUGAUGUAGCAUUGUUAAGUAUUUGAUGACAGAGAUUUUAUCUAGAGGUUGUGAAAUACAGUUACUGACAAGGGCAAACAAGCUGCGGAGCCUCAGCAGAUUUUCAGAGGGAGAAACAGGCUUCAAGUUCAGAAACAAUGCAAAUUCUUACAUUCAUGCAACAAUCCCCCCCAAAAAAUAGGGCAACAGGAAUGCGCCCAAAUUACUUAAAGCUACAAUAAUAACAGUUUGGUUCGGUGCUCUUUGGCGCCCACCAUAAGUAUCUGAGUGCAACUGCACCGUUAUAAGUCACACAUAGGGCACUACUCCUUUCCUUUAGACAAUGUGCAUUUGUUUACACGUAUAUUGCGUGAAGCCGGCAAAGACUUUGCGAGAAGUUAAAACAACCUUGGAAAGGUUCAGAAAUAUUACCAGAUUUUGCGCAAUUGUGUCUCUGGAAGUGUCUUCAGCCCGCUGGUUUUAAGCUGCAUGUGGAGUAUGUACGUGUAUUCAACUGUUGUGGCUAAAUGGCUACAUUGGAGAGAUUAAUUCUUUAUGCUAGUGGAGAUAAGUUUGUAAGCCUCCAGACUUUAAAGCUAACUUGAAGAUUGACAAGAAAGAGACAACUCUUUGGCAUAAGAUGGGCUUUUUUGUAUGCAAACCUGAGGCAUAACUCCUGGUAGAGCUGCUCAACACGACACCGGCAAAGAAACUGCCUAAUGUAACGUUGAAAUCUGUUAUGAAUUAUAUCUGCAGGGAUGUACACUCUGCUUCUUGCUCGAUGCUCGUGACAAAAUUCUUAAAACAUUCCUAGAAUCAUGAAAAAGUUUUUAAGAAUCUCCCCUCAAGCCUCUUAGCCGGUGUGAGAGGAUUCUCAGAAUGUUUGUGAAUACAUGCCAUGAAAAUUUGUCAACUGUCAACGAAAUGCACUGACUUUUAGGCACUCCCAUUCUCUGACAAUGAAAAAAUGAAACUGAUCAUUUAGACAUCAACAGCAGCGGAUACAUAAUCAAUUUAUACAUUGAUUAUUGGUUCUGUUAGCAAUUUGUGUUAUAUAUUUUGUAAUACAGAAAAGUUCAUUUGAUUCUGUAUUUUCUUUAUUAUAUUCAAAUCCUACAAAUGUAUUUCAAAACAGUGGGAAGUCAGAGUGUGCUACAACGGUAGGCUAAAUAUUGCUUUGUUUAGUUGAUCUUUGCAAAAGAGAAACAAGCACUCCGGACAAAGUCUUAUUUCCUGUUUUUUGCAGAUGGAGAUCUAAAGCCACAUAUCUUACCUUUAGGCCAACUAGAAGAACAUUCAGCAGUUAAAAUCAUUUAUCUUUAAAUUGUUUCAAAUGAUCUGUAAUAUCAUAGAUUUUUUCUUCUUUUUUUCAAAAGAGGCUGCUUAAAACUGAGUAAAAUAGAAAGUUUAAUGCAGACAACAAAUUUACUAUUUUCAAUUGAGAACUUCUUUUUCAUCUUAUAAAGAAUAUUUUAUAAUUGCAUUUAUUAUUAUUAUUUUUUUAAACACUGACUUAGUGACCCUUGAGCAUAAUUGAACAAUUUUGCCUACAACUGGGCUCUGGCAGUUUGGGAGGCCCUUCUUUCUUUAUGCCGCUGACUUUCUACACAGAGGUUGGAUUAAAUAUGUUUAAGCCUAUUUCUUUUUCUGUUCUGUGUUAAAGUUUUAAAUUUUGUCCAGCAUAUUUAUUCCACUUUAUUAGGCGUUAAUGUGUUAAUUUCAAUCUAACAGAUUUUGAUGCUAAGCUACCAAUUGCAUACCCACAACUGGAUAUGUUUUUCUUAUACAGUAUUUUCACUGAUGUUCAGACAGUCACAUUAAAUACAAUUUUCUUUAACAUUCCAAAUGAUAGCAAUGUUCAACCUUUGUACUGCUUAAUGUCCAGUAUACUCAAGCUUUUAUGAGUUAUUUUCCCUUGAAAGUUGCCCUUUCAAGCCUCAUUCUCUUCUUCUCAGGAGCAAAGACUGCUGAGGCACAUGGGUAAUGUAGUACUUACAGCAUUGAACUGGCAUAAAACAAUCUCAUGAUUAAGUUGAACUACUUACAAUCAAUAGCCUAAGCCCUUUAAUUUGACCAAUGAGGAAGUUACUAUAUUUUCUGACAUAUGAUGUAUUAUGCAAAGUCUCAAAUGUUUUGACUACAUUGAACCUGAUGUAUGAAACAUGUCAUGUUUAGGUUCUAGUUUCACUGUUUGUCUUUGACAGUAUGCAUGAGUUACUCUUAUUGAGUUAUCUUUGGAUAUAACAUUUGAUGCUGUUGACACCACAGGCCAAUCACAGAGAUGCACUUUUUCAGGCUACUUAAUGUAGACUUUGUAUAAGCAAUGCAAAACUUGUAUUUUUCUUAAAUUGUAUCCAUGCUACGAGAGAUCAAUAAAAUUUUGUGUCAUA
Labrus mixtus (cuckoo wrasse) is the source of this 4927-nucleotide messenger RNA. RefSeq names its product sodium- and chloride-dependent GABA transporter 2-like. The transcript has 15 exons. The coding region runs from base 349 to 2178 and encodes 609 amino acids. The record is from RefSeq and is a predicted model, not a curated record. NCBI's taxonomy places the organism in Eukaryota, Metazoa, Chordata, Actinopteri, Labriformes, Labridae. Gene Ontology annotation, cellular component: membrane. Gene Ontology annotation, biological process: sodium ion transmembrane transport.